Actinia tenebrosa (Australian red waratah sea anemone) is the source of this 3566-nucleotide messenger RNA. RefSeq lists its product as uncharacterized. The record is from RefSeq and is a predicted model, not a curated record. Lineage: Eukaryota; Metazoa; Cnidaria; Anthozoa; Actiniaria; Actiniidae.
UAACCAUGAAAUUUUAAAGUGCCUAUCAACCUUAGCCAAAGUACAUACUAAUAGAAACUUUGUGUGUUUCUUAAACAUAUUUCGAAGAAAAAAAGUAAAUUCCUUUAUUCCCUUUGAAAAAUGAGCACAUGAAUUCCCGUAAAACCAGGAAUUCUCGCCCCCUUCGAUUUUCAUACCGCGACAGAAAAGGACUGGGUACUAAAUGAUUAUGUGACGUCGACCCGGUAUCUCAUUCUUGCACGUUGUUUAGUUGAUAUGCGUCUUUGUGUAUAUGUCUUCGAGAAUAAAGAGUUUUAAAAAAUGCCGAAUAGAUGUGUUGCAGGCGGUUGUUCUAACUUCGCCGAUGUAGAGAAAGGAGUUGUUCUGCAUAGUAUUCCAUAUUUGAACGACCAAAGGCCAGAGGCAAAGAAAAGAAGGCGAAAAUGGGUUGAGUUCGUGAAGCAGAAACGUGCCAAAUGGGAACCAACCAAGAACUCGACUCUGUGUUCUCUGCACUUUAGUCCCGAGGAUUUCAUGAGGCGCUAUGCUUUACCAGAUACUGUGACAAAUCGCCCGAUCAUCCCAAGACUGRUUAGGGAUGAUAUUGGAGUCACAGCCAUCCCAAGUGUACACGCAAAGUCUUUGUCCUCAGCCGCGACUGUGAAAGAAAAGACGGAGGCCCAAUCGAGCCGAGAUCRAAGAAUGUCUCUCAAGAGCACAAAGAGCCGAAUGGCAUCUAUACAAGAAGAACAGGAGCCAAAACAAAAUGGCGAUGCAGAGUGUUGUACUAUUGAGGCUGAAGCUGAAUCUGGAUUCGAUGCGGAAAUCUCAGGAAAUACACAAGACAGUUUUACGCAAACUGAGGAUCAGACUAAAGAUGCAUGUCAAAGUUGCACAAGGCUCCAAAGUCGUAAUCGACAGCUUCGAAACCAGCUUAUAACCGUGAGAUCAAAAAUUAAAAARUGUCAAAACGAGCUGAAAUCUACUAAAAAAGCUUUAACUAAAAUUCAAGAAACAGAAAUAAUAUCUGAACCUCAAAUUUCCCAAGAGAAUGAAAAUGAUGGUGAUGAUGAUGUUGAUGAUGAUGUUGAUGAUGAGUCUGAUUCUGAUGACACCAUGGAAGAAGAGCCAGACUUUUCAUCAGAUGCCAACUAUGAUACCGAGAUGGAAUCUGAGACGGACCCUGAAACAGAAAAUGAAGAUGCCCAGGAAGAAGAGAGCAGAGUUUUUUSCAAUGAUGAAAACCUCAGAACACAACCAAAGUUUAUUGUGUUUUGGUCACAGCUCCUUCUCCUUUUUCGCUUUUGCCAUACUUGUAAAGCAGAUGGCCCUCUUAUAGAAGCAAAGCAAGUGGGUACUAUGGUUGUAGUCACAUCAACUUGUGGAAAUAAGAACUGCCAUUCGAGAGWUGUUGUAUGGAAAAGUCAGCCAAAUAUGACUGGGACAAAAAUUCCUGCCGGAAAUUUCCUGCUUUCUUUUGCCAUUCUUCUCUCUGGGGCUUCGGCAUCGAAGACCAUUCAGAUGUUCAAGCAUAUGGGGCUAUGCUGUUUCUCACUGGCAACUUUCUUCAAACAUCAMAAUGAAAAGCUAUUUCCAGCRAUUCAUCUGUUUUGGAAAUCAUACCAAGAAAAUGUUUUGGAGAAAUUGAAAUCACUUGCUACCCCUCUUGUGAUUGCUGGUGACGCUCGCCAUGACAGCAUGGGCCACAGUGCCAAAUAUGGAGCUUACACCGUGUUUUCUUGUACUAUUCCUCUGAUCAUCGCCUUUUCACUUGUUCAGAGAAAUGUUGCUGGUAGCAGCACGGCUAUGGAGUUCCUAGGCUUCAAGAACUGCAUGGGCUAUCUCCUUGGUAGUGGUCUUGCUAUUGGCACAAUAAUAACAGACCGGCAUGUGUCUAUCAGAAAGUACACGAGGGAACAGCUAUCACACAUCACACACUAUUUUGACCUUUGGCAUUUAAAGAAAAAAAUCCACAAAGUUCUAACAAAAAUAAGUAAAGAAAGUGGGUGUUCUGGUUUGGUUGAGUGGAUAAAGCCUUGUCAAAACCAUUUUUACUGGAGUGCUACUUCCACUUUGUCAGGGAAUAGCAAGGUUAUAUAUGCCAAGUUCAAGUCCUUCCUUAGCCAUAUCAUUAACAAACAUGAUAAGUUGGAUGACCCACUGUUUGACAAAUGUGCAAAUGGUGAAUUACAAGAAAGGAAAUGGUUAAAUAAAGAUUCUCCUGUUUAUGAAAAAAUAUGUAAAUCGCUGGGUAAAACCUCCUUGGUAAAUGCAAUAAAGCAAGCCUCACCACUUGCACAGACAAGCUGUCUCGAAGGUUUUCAUUCGGUGGUGAACUACUUCUCUCCAAAGAUGAUAGCUUAUUCCUAUGUUGGAAUGUAUUGCAGGCAUAUCAUUGCGGCCUUGCACUUUAAUUUGAACUUGCAGCGUGACAUCAGGAAGAGACCAGAUGGGUCAGAUCAAGUAAAAGUAAUCUGGCCCAAAUUCAAAAAUGGGGAAGCGACUGUGCGUGAUGUCAGAGUAAAACCACAUUUUGAAUAUGUAGAGGAUAUCUACCAGUCUUUUCUCGUGGCACACCAAGAUGGCCAGUUAGCAACUGCUAUUGAGGAACUGAAAAACAUGACCCCUAAACCAAUGAACACCAUGCUUGAAAAGCAGGACAAGGCAGUGGCAAUUCAAAUUAGGGAACAGAGGAAAGAGAUGAAAGUUGUUGAUGUUCCCCCUACAGCAUCAGGUAUCUUUGUUUCAGAGACAGAAAUUCCAAGGCCAACUAAGACCCCACAGUGUUCAGUCUGCAAAAACCCAAUGAAAGGACAUAAAUAUGUAACAGAUUGCCCUAGAAAUCAGAAAAAUGCUAACUAGUAAAGUUUUUAAAUCAUUCAAUAAAGUUAGUCAAAGUUGAGACCAACAAUGAUUAUGGGUACAUUCAAUACAUCUCAUAUGUUUCAAGUGCUCGAUAACUAUCUWUUAAUGACUUACUGUAUUGAAAUAAACUUGUAUAUAUUGAAACCAAUUUUUUAACACUAACCUUAUACAGUACUAUACAGUUCUUACGAAUUUGUGUCAAAUAGAAAUGAUAAAAAUGAAAGAAAGAUACUUGCACUGAUUUUUUGCUACAAUAUCUAUUUCACAUAUUAGUGUUUCUGUCCUAGUAUACUAUUAUCUCAAUGAUAGAGAUGAUUAUAAUUGACAUGAAAUAUUUAUUCAUCAUUCUCCUCAACUUCRAAUCCAAUGUAUUCAUUGUCAUUAAAUUUUUCUCUAAUUUUGUUAUAUGCACAAGCUGGCAAAGGUAUUCUUCUUCCACCCAAGUAACCAUGGACAAGGCGUGUGAAUUCCCUAUAUGCAAUACUACGCAGGAACCUGAUGAAAAAAAAAAUUCAAAACUAUAACUUGGGGAAACUUAAAAAUCCCAGCUAAUAAGCCCUCAUUCGUAAGUGUUUUUUCCUUCCAAAUAUCGGYUUAUAACUGAUAGGGCUUACAACCAAGUAGGAAGAAAAAAUAAUGGUAUAUUUUAACUUUUGCUUCGUGUUCCCAGUCAAAAACUUAUACACGUAACAACGAAAUAAAGACAAUACUGUAYGCCUUAA